Molecule: messenger RNA, 1583 nt
Organism: Cuscuta campestris
Lineage: Eukaryota; Viridiplantae; Streptophyta; Magnoliopsida; Solanales; Convolvulaceae
Source: the annotation of a GenBank genome assembly
CUAAAUUUUUCAAAAAAAUACCCGUUGGCAACAGCAUUUAUUGCUCCAACAGCCAUUUUUUUGAAAAUUUGGACGUUGGAAACCUUUUUCCCUAUAAAUUGGGACUCCCUCUCUUCACUUUUACACACACAAACACAAAUCUCUUCAAUCCCCUUGCAUAUUUCAUCUUCUCUAAUCUUUUUCUUGAGAAAUCUUCAUCAUGGGCAAAGAUAAGGGCAGGGCAGGAACUUCCGGCAAAUCCAAGUCCAAAUCCCGGGCACCGGCAACCAAUUCCGAGGAGCGCCUCUACUGUGGCGACGGGUCGUACCUCUGGUUCGAUUCCGAGGAGGAGCGAACCCGUUUCCUCACUUUCUUCUCUAAACGGGUUGUGGCUCCCCCGCGAAUCGUCCCGGAGCGCUUCCCCGAGCUGCAGGGCUACGACGAUUUAGACGCGCAGCUCCAUCAAGCCGGCCUAUGGCCGUUCGUCUCCCGGGCUCGGAAAGAGAUCAACCCGGCGCUGAUCAGGGCCUUCUACUCCAACCUCCGGCGUGAGGACGACGUGCUCUACUCUCUUGUCAAGAGCACGCCGAUUGAGCUUUCCAUUGAGCAGCUUGGGCGCAUCGCCGGCCUCCCCUACCAAGGCGACGACGUCUCCCACUAUGGCGGAGAGGACUGGGUGCUCAACAACGAGGGCCUUAUUCUCAACGAGCUUGGCAUCACCGAGCUCAUCCGCCAUGCCUCAGGCCGCCCCACCAUCCACUCCGCAACCCCCGAGAGCCGGCUCCUUCUCUACAUUGUGUCCCAAAUCAUCAAGCCCCGGAAGCAUGGGCACACGAUCAUGUCCGCUGAGGACCUCAAGCUCAUCUAUGCGAUCAUGCACACGGCCCCGAUCAAUUGGGCAAAAUUUGUCAUGAUCAACAUGUCGGUCGCCGCGUCCACCGACCACGAUCACCUCCUCCCAUACCCGUUUGUGGUGAUGGACAUCCUUGAACGGUUCAAGGUAACCACCACUGUUGGCCCGCUCACAAAGGCCACGAAGCUUUGGACGAUCAGCACCCAAACCUUCACCAAGCGGUCGGACAACGCCGCGCCUGCCACUGCCGCGCCACGCCGCACUGCCCCUGCCGCUGGCCCAGCCGAACCCCAGGCCCGGGCCAACCUCGCCGACUCCCUCAACCGGCUACACUUCAAAGUUGACGGGAUGGAUGGCUACCUUGAGCGGCUCGACGAAGCGGUCCAACGCCAAGGGUACGCCAUGAACGCGUACUUCCAACGCGUUAACUACGUCCCCCCACCGUACCAUGGCACAUUCUUUGGGCAAGUGUACGGUGACGAGGACGAAGACGAUGCCUCCUAUGCCCCGUCAAGCUCCCCGGACGAAGAUGAGUUCGACGAUGCCAUCGAUGGGGAUUAGAUGGACGUCGACGACGAGGAGGAGGAAACCGAAGACGAAGACUAGGACACCCCUAGAAUUUCUAUCUCUCCUUAUUUGUGUCCUGUUUUUUUAAUCGCUUCCGUUGUACUCCGCUAUUUCCCAAUUUAAAUAAAAUUAUCUUUUAUCUUUUUGUUAAUGUCAAAAGGGGGAAGAAAAGGGUUAUGCAUAC